Messenger RNA from Daldinia vernicosa, 1667 nucleotides. Its product is annotated as NADPH dehydrogenase. The transcript is spliced from 3 exons. Gene Ontology annotation, cellular component: intracellular anatomical structure. Lineage: Eukaryota; Fungi; Ascomycota; Sordariomycetes; Xylariales; Hypoxylaceae. The record is from RefSeq and is a predicted model, not a curated record. Bases 295 to 1611 code for a protein of 438 amino acids. Gene Ontology annotation, molecular function: NADP binding; FMN binding; NADPH dehydrogenase activity.
UUACUCUCCUGAGAUGGUUAUGGAGGGGCUCACCACCAUAACGCUUAGUAACGCCAAUGGCAUGCAGAGUGGAAAGGUGGACGUAUGUUGUUUUGCGAUAGCUCAGCAUAUAUAACCUGGCCGGCACUCCAGCUCGAUAUCACAACUUCUCGCCAUGCAGCAUCAUCAUUCAAUAUCAACGUUUCAGCAUCAUACCCUAUAGACUUCGUUCUUCACUAUUACUACCCAGCAUUCUUAUUCAACUGUUUGAUAUAUAAUUCACUAUAGCAAGAAUACCCCCAGACCAAGACAAAUAUGUCUACCGUCAACGGUACUAAGGUCAAUGCCUUAAGCAUCCCUAACAAGGCGGCUAAGGGUGUCCCAUUCUUCACACCGGCCCAAGAGCCUCCUGCGGGAACCGCUCUGGAUCCUCAGCCCGAUGGAAGUGCCAUCCCGAAGCUCUUCACUCCCCUCAAGAUCCGCGGCCUUACUCUUCAGAACCGUAUUAUGCUUUCUCCGCUAUGCCAGUACUCGGCUGAAAAUGGCUUCCACACACCCUGGCACCUAACUCACCUUGGCGGUAUCAUCCAGCGCGGGCCGGGCUUAACCAUGAUCGAAGCCACCGCCGUCCAGGCUCGCGGACGUAUUACCCCUAAUGACUCUGGACUCUGGCUCGACGACCACAUGGAGGGCAUCAAGCGCACGGUUGACUUCGCGCACUCCCAAGGUCAGCACAUCGCCAUCCAGCUCGCCCACGCCGGCCGUAAGGCCUCUGCCCUCGCGCCGUGGUUGCACAGGGGCGCUACGGCUGCCGCCGAUGUAGGCGGCUGGCCCGAUGAUGUGGUUGCGCCGAGCGCUAUCCCUUUUGAUGAGAACCACGUGGUUCCCAGGGCGCUGACGCUGGAGGAGAUCGCGCAGCUCAAGGUCGAUUUCGUGGCGGCUGCCAAGCGCGCUAUCGCGAUCGGAUUUGAUGUGCUGGAGAUACAUUCCGCUCACGGAUAUCUCCUUCACGAGUUCCUGUCGCCUGUUACGAAUCACCGCACGGACAAGUACGGUGGUAGCUUCGAGAACCGCGCUCGACUACUUCUUGAGCUGGCGGAUGAGUUCCGUGCUGUUAUGCCGGCUGACAUGCCCCUAUUCGUACGUAUAAGCGCCACCGAUUGGCUUGAGGGUGUUGAGGGUUACACUGGCGACAGCUGGAAAUUGGAGGACGCGGUGCGCCUGUCCGUGCUGCUCGCCCAGCAUGGUGUCGAUGUUAUCGACGUCUCUAGCGCCGGAAACCAUCCCCUUCAGAAGAUCACCACAGGCCCCGGUUAUCAGGCGCCGUUCGCCAAGGCCAUCAAGCGAGCUGUUGGCGACAACGCAUACGUGGUUACUGUCGGUACUAUCAUGAGCGGACAGCAAGCUAAUGAUCUGCUUGUGGGCGGCAAGGACGCCGAUGACACUCCGGUGGAUAUCGCGGGCGUUGGACGCAUGUUCCAGAAGAACCCCGGUCUUGUCUGGGCUUGGGCUGAAGAGCUCGGCGUAGCAACCUAUGUUGCAAGCCAGAUCGGAUGGGGCUUCGGAGGCAGGGCCACUAAGCAGCGUAAGGCUCAACCGACGAAGGAACAGUGCCUCGGUCCUGUUCCGUGAUGAGGAGAAGGAAAGGAUUGGAUACUAUGUCGAUUAUCUUUGCCCUAUGCAUUUAC